Australozyma saopauloensis is the source of this 2217-nucleotide messenger RNA. RefSeq lists its product as uncharacterized. The transcript has a single exon. NCBI's taxonomy places the organism in Eukaryota, Fungi, Ascomycota, Pichiomycetes, Serinales, Metschnikowiaceae. The coding region runs from base 1 to 2217 and encodes 738 amino acids. The record is from RefSeq and is a predicted model, not a curated record.
AUGAAUCCUUCUCAACCAGUUGAACAAAAUACUCUGUUUUCCGGAAUAAUAUAUAGAGACAACUUUAACUCAUCCUCCAUCUCUCUGCUUUCUUGUGUUUCAACUCAUGACGCUUUUCUUCAAAGCUCUUUGUCCCCAUCCAAAAACUUUCCAAUGGAACGUCUAUCCAAGCACACCGUUGAGGAAGGGGAAUCAGGAGAGCCAGGAGUUAUUCCAAUAAAUUUUCGAAAUAAACAAGCUCAGGCUUCUGAUGCUUUGAAAGAAAAGCCACGAGCAAGUGCCGCUCAUCAAGUGCCUGAAGCACCAAUCUCAACCGCUAGGCGGAUGGUUCGCCAAUGUCCGAAUGGUGCUUCAGAAGAUAAUCUGAAUUAUGCAGAGAAAGCUUCGAGGUCGACUAAACCAUCCUGCUCCAAUACUCCUGGGGUGAAUCCACAAAAAGAACCAAUUGACACGACUUCAGAAUCAAUUACAAAUGAAAACAAAGAAAAUUUGAAACUGAUUGUGGAAUUGCUGAUAGAGAAGAUUUCUAACUUGGGCUCGAGAAGGCUACGGAAGAAAUACAAUUUUGAGGCACUUCACCGUGCUUUGACUGGACAAACCGGUGUAUUGUUUCUUCAAUCGGUGCGCGAAGACGAAUUCGAGGAGGAGGUGGAGCAUCUCUUUGAAUGCUUGCAGAAAAUUGAACUGUGGAAUAUCUUUAACAAAGGUUCAUCUGGAGAAAAUCUAGAGUUAGCUGUAGACUUGGUCAAGAAACUCAUUGCAAGGCCAGGCCAGGUUCCUACAAAUGCCGUGGCUUUGACCCUUGUUAAUGAAUUGAAGACCCCUGAAGGACGAGCAUUUCUUAGAGAAUUGUCGAAGGUCACAGUUCCUCCGAUAAACCGUGUUUGGUUCGACAUGCUCAAGCUGGCGUGUGAAUUCUUGUGCGCUUCGCAGUUCGAGAUAGAGGAGGUCUCGCGCAAAUCCUGGAAUUAUAACGAGCCCUUAGUUCAACGACUCGUGAAAGCUUUUGCAUCAAACGAUGGGUUUAAAGCGUUCAAGUUCUUUUUCUUUUCCGACCAGUAUGCCGGCGUCAAAGGUCGAUUCCUCAAAGACUACCUCAAGUCUAAGUUGCUGUCAAAGCAGGCAUUUUCUAUGGCAAUUUGCUCGAAUUCAGGUACUACAGAUGCUAUUUUUGAUGCAUUAUGGACCAAGCCGGGUUUGUAUUUUAUUCUUGCCUGUACUAAUCAGAAAAAUGUACCAAAGCCUUGGUUAAAGCGUCUCAAUGAACCCUGCAUUCUAGACGUGAUUACUACAAGCGGUGAUUGUCUCAAAACUCGGUAUCAUCCAUACUUUGCUCGUUACAUGCGAGCAUCCCCUCUUUGCCCAGGUUGGCAAGAGCAGUUUUUUCAGAUAGCGUAUAAUGAUAUUGAUUUAGUCACAUCCGGACAUGUCAAUACGAUAUACAACAACUUCACAUAUCAUUCGAUAACACCAGAUUCUCGAUCCCGUGCAGUCCUAGCCGCACAUUUGAAUGAAGUUAUGUCAAUCAUCAAAUCUCAAUCGGAUUAUCUCAAAGCAACACUUACCAAAACUCAAAAUUUCAUCAAGAACAGCUGCAGAGCUCUUGUAUCAAUGAAGAAUGGCGACAAUGUUGCUUUUCAACCUAGACAAUUCUUCGAACUUGCUGAGAAGUGGGAACAGGGUUACAGGAAAUUAGUCGAACAAAAUAUUGCUUGUCUAGUAAACAAUACCUGGCUUGGUGAUUUGAAAGAAAUGACUCCAGAGGCGCAUCAAGAACUUACCGCAUUCAAUACUAAGACAGAAACGAGUCUUUUAAGCUUUUUGAAGACUACAAGGUACAUGGUACAUGUUCUCGAAGGUGGACGUCUUUACUUUGAAGUACAAAGAAAUGCAGGGCACGAAACCAGUAUUGGAGACGCAAUUUUCUUGAUGAAUGGUGCUAGCUCUGCUAAGAAUAUCAAGUCCACGGUUGCUUCUGUUCAAAACAAUCUACUGAUAUAUGAGGACAAUAUCCGUCAUUCCACGAGGGAUCUGAAGUUUAGUAGGUAUCUGAACGAAAGGCUCAUAAAUGAAUUUCUCAUGACAUGGUCCGAAGAACUACUCGGAGAAACCUCUCCUCUUUUAGAUUGGGUCGGUGAUGCAGAAAUUGCUCAGCUAAGAACAUGGGUGUUUUGGCCUGGCCGUGUGUGUUAUCCAUAUACGUUGCCAUUUGACUGA